This is a messenger RNA of Rana temporaria (common frog), 2102 nucleotides long. It is a transcript of the gene COG6, whose product is annotated as component of oligomeric golgi complex 6. The coding region runs from base 89 to 2029 and encodes 646 amino acids. The transcript has 19 exons. Lineage: Eukaryota; Metazoa; Chordata; Amphibia; Anura; Ranidae. Gene Ontology annotation, biological process: intra-Golgi vesicle-mediated transport. Gene Ontology annotation, cellular component: COG complex. The record is from RefSeq and is a predicted model, not a curated record.
CGGAAGUGCGCCGUGCGUGUCACCGGGUGAUGUGUCUGCGUCCCACGGACAGACUGCAGGAAGUGAGAGUUACCUACAGUGAAGGGAGAUGGCAGAGGUAGAAGUGAAUGGGGGCAAUGCCGCACUUUCUACCUCCACGUCCCAGAGCUCCAACCCCCUGUCCAGGAAACUCAACAAGAUCCUGGAGACCCGGCUGGAUAAUGACAAGGAAAUGUUGGAAGCUCUUAAAUCCCUCUCUAUAUUUUUCACUGAGAACAGUUUGAGGAGUCGGAGAAACCUGAGAGGAGAUAUUGAGCGACGGAGCUUAUCCAUAAAUGAAGAAUUUGUAGCUAUAUUUAAAAAGGUUAAAGAGGAACUAGAAAGUAUAAAUGAGGAUGUACAAGCAAUGAGCAACUGCUGCCAGGACAUGACCAGUCGUUUGAAGGCAUCAAAGGAGCAAACUCAAGAUUUGAUUGUGAAGACGACAAAACUUCAAGCAGAGAAUCAGCGACUGGAGAUACGAGCUCAAGUUGCAAAUGCCUUCCUAGACAAGUUCCAGCUGACAUUUGAGGAAAUGAGCAUUUUACGCGGAAGCCACGAAGGUCCAUUAACUGAAGAGUUCUUCAAGGUUCUGGAUAAAGUAAAACAGAUCCAUAAUGAUGUCAAAGUGCUUCUGCGAACAAACCAACAAACCGCAGGGCUGGAAAUUAUGGAGCAGAUGGCUUUACUCCAAGAGACAUCAUAUGAGCGGCUGUAUCGAUGGGCUCAGAAUGACUGCAGAACAUUGACGCAAGAAUCAUGUGACAUAUCUCCUAUUCUCUCUCAAGCAAUGGAUGCUCUACAAGACCGACCAGUCUUGUACAAAUACACAUUGGAUGAAUUUGGAACAGCAAGGAGGAGUGCCGUGGUGCGUGGAUUUAUUGAUGCACUCACCAGAGGUGGGCCUGGUGGAACCCCCAGACCUAUUGAGAUGCAUUCUCAUGAUCCAUUGAGGUAUGUUGGGGAUAUGUUGGCGUGGCUUCAUCAGGCUACUGCAUCAGAGAAGGAGCACUUGGAAUCUCUUCUGAAGCAAGUCAACAUCCAAGGAGUUGAGGAUAAUAUCCAGGAAGUAGUCGGACAUAUCACUGAGGGUGUCUGCAGACCACUGAAGGUUCGUAUAGAACAAGUUAUCAUUGCAGAGCCAGGUGCAGUGCUGCUGUACAAAAUCUCUAAUCUUUUGAAAUUUUACCACCACACAAUAAGUGGAAUUGUUGGCACAAGCGCCUCUACACUGCUGACUACAAUAGAAGAAAUGCAUUUAUUGAGCAAAAAGAUAUUUCUCAACAGUCUGACCUUACAUGCAAGUAAACUGAUGGACAAGGUGGAGUUGCCUCCAGUAGAUCUAGGUCCAAGUUCUGCCCUGAAUCAAACACUGACCCUACUACGGGAAGUUCUGGUUUCUCACGACUCCUCUGUGGUUCCUCUGGAUGCACGACAAGCCGACUUUGUCCAGGUGCUGUCCUGCAUCCUGGACCCUCUGCUACAGAUGUGCACGGUGUCUGCCAGCAACCUGGGGACAGCUGACAUGGCCACAUACUUGGUCAAUUGCCUUUAUGUAAUGAAGACAACACUUGCUUUGUUUGAAUUUACUGACAAGCGUCUGGAGAUGCUGCAGUUUCAGAUUGAAGCUCACCUGGACACACUGAUCAAUGAGCAGGCCUCAUUUGUAUUGACCAGAGCUGGAUUAAGUCAGAUCUACAACUGUGUUCAACAGCAUAAGCCGGAGCAGGGACCACUGGCCAACCUCCCUAACAUGGACUCUGUGUCAUUGAAGGCUGCAAUGGUACAGUUUGAUCGUUACUUGGCGGCUCCGGAUAAUCUGCAGAUGCCACAGCUGAAUUUCUUCCUCAGCGCCACUGUGAAAGAACAGAUAAUUAAGCAGUCCACAGAGCUGGUAUGCCGCGCUUACGGUGAAAUUUACGAAGCCGUCAUGAAUCCUGCAAAUAGUUACAAAGAGCCAACAAGCAUUCUACAAAGAUCUCCACAACAAGUUCAGAAUCUUUUGUCAUAAAUAUGGUUUACUACUUUUAUUGGUUAUAUGGUUUAUUUUAUGAUAUCAAUAAAUCUUAAUAAUAUCAGUUGAA